AUUUCUCUCUUCGCAUUCCAUAUCUUCCACGUGCCACCCAAUCUCGGUUCCCUCCGCUAGCUUUACUCAACCCCAGCCGGCAGACACGCACAUUAAAACCAUACAAUUAAUUCCCUUCUCUUUCGCUCCCAAAGCAAUCAAACUAAUGGAGAAUUACAUCCCCAUCCUCUUUCCUUCACCCCAUUCCUCUUCUUCGAACAACACCUAUCUUCUUCAACCUUCGCAUGCAGAUCUCUGCGUUCUUUCAGAGCUGAAGGAGGAUGAAGAGAAGAAGUCAGAGAGCUUCCAUGGAAGCACGGAGCAGGAGAAGAAGGAAACGAAGAAGAAGAAAACUGAAACCAAGUUAGUUAACAAGAUAAGGAAACCUCGGUUUGCUUUCCAGACGAGGAGUAUGGUGGACGUACUGGAUGAUGGCUAUCGAUGGCGUAAGUACGGCCAGAAGGCUGUUAAGAACAACAAAUUUCCAAGGAGCUAUUACAGAUGCACACACAAAGACUGCAGUGUCAAGAAACAAGUUCAGAGACUAUCAAUGGAUCAAGAGAUUGUAGUAACCACUUAUGAAGGAGUGCACACUCAUCCAAUAAUGAAAUCUAAUGACAACUUUGAAACCAUAUUGAACCAAAUGCAGAUUUUCCCAACCUAA
Molecule: messenger RNA, 643 nt
Organism: Phalaenopsis equestris
Lineage: Eukaryota; Viridiplantae; Streptophyta; Magnoliopsida; Asparagales; Orchidaceae
Product: probable WRKY transcription factor 75
Exons: 2
Coding region: 146-643 (165 amino acids)
Biological process (GO): regulation of DNA-templated transcription
Molecular function (GO): DNA-binding transcription factor activity; sequence-specific DNA binding
Source: RefSeq, a predicted model, not a curated record